GUCAUGAUCGACUGGCCCAAUGUGACUGCGUCCGGCCACCAGGAGCUGGGCCUGAAACCUGAGGAGGUGGAGAAGUCCAAAUGUGUUCUGGGCUUCAUCCCUGUCAUCUACUACAGCAUUCUGCUCUGUGUGGGAGUACCAGUGAACAUCCUCACGGCAGUGGCUUUGUCCAGACUGGCGUCCCGCACCAAAAAAGCUCUGUACUACUACCUUCUGGCAGUGACGGGCUCAGAUAUUCUCUCCCAGCUCUUUAUCAUCUUUGUCGGUUUCCUGCUGGAGACCGCGGUUUUUCACCGCGAUGUCCCUGCACUCCUGUUGCACUCUGUCAGUGCUGCAGAAUUCGCCGCCAACCACGCUUCCAUCUGGUCCACCGUACCCCUCACCGUGGACCGUUAUGUGGCGCUGUGCCACCCCCUCCUCCACCGCCAGAUCAGCUACCCGGCUCGCGCCAGGAGGAUCAUCGUGGUGGUCCUGACGUUAUCGCUCGCAUCGGGCGUGCCUUUCUUCUGGUGGUCGGACAUGUGGAGGAACAGCCACCCGCCCACAGCGAUGGACACUGUACUCGUAUGGACACAUGUGACUAUCAUCUACUUCCUGCCCUGCAGCAUCUUCCUGGUGCUGAACUCUUUGAUAAUCCAAACGUUGAGGGUGAGGCAGAGGCAGCAGUGUUGCCAGGAGGAGAGCGGGCCGAAGUCGGCGCCUCCACGGCGACUUGGGAAAACCACAGCCAUGCUUCUGGCCAUCACUUCUGUGUUCUCUGUGCUGUGGGCCCCAAGGACUGUCGUGGUCAUCUACCACCUGUAUGUGUCCUCAGUUCACAGAGACUGGCGCGUCCACUUGGCCUACGACCUGUCCAACAUGCUGGCCAUGCUCAACACAGCUGUCAACUUCUUCCUGUACUGCUUCGUCAGUAAGCCUUUCCGUGGCGCUGUACGGGACGUCUUACUGCUCAGGGGGGGUCCGCUGUAUCCUCGCCGCGCCCUGCCACAACAGCAGGCCCCCACCAAUGCCUCUAUCUCCUCUCUGUACAGUGGGAACAACAAGCGCUCGCAGAGGGAAUCCACCCCCUUGUCACCUCGCCGGGCGAGAAAGCCCUCAUGA
Toxotes jaculatrix (banded archerfish) is the source of this 1101-nucleotide messenger RNA. It is a transcript of the gene gpr142, whose product is annotated as G protein-coupled receptor 142. Gene Ontology annotation, cellular component: membrane. The coding region runs from base 4 to 1101 and encodes 365 amino acids. Lineage: Eukaryota; Metazoa; Chordata; Actinopteri; Toxotidae. Gene Ontology annotation, molecular function: G protein-coupled receptor activity. The transcript is spliced from 2 exons. Gene Ontology annotation, biological process: G protein-coupled receptor signaling pathway. The record is from RefSeq and is a predicted model, not a curated record.